Messenger RNA from Acipenser ruthenus (sterlet), 6198 nucleotides. RefSeq names its product dystroglycan 1-like. Gene Ontology annotation, molecular function: calcium ion binding; laminin binding. Gene Ontology annotation, cellular component: sarcolemma; dystroglycan complex; dystrophin-associated glycoprotein complex. Gene Ontology annotation, biological process: muscle attachment; nerve development; axon guidance. NCBI's taxonomy places the organism in Eukaryota, Metazoa, Chordata, Actinopteri, Acipenseriformes, Acipenseridae. Bases 743 to 3445 code for a protein of 900 amino acids. The transcript is spliced from 3 exons. The record is from RefSeq and is a predicted model, not a curated record.
UCCUCCGCCCACUUAGUUCUUGAAUGCCAAUGGUACAGCCCCGUUUUGUUCCUUGAUACCUAGGUGUCGGGUAACCUGUAACUCAAGAUAGGCGGGUGGAAAACUAGAGAAAGAGCAAAGUGGGUGGAGAUAAAAAAAAAUGAAAGAGAGCAAGAGGAAAGAAGGGAAGGAGCAGUUCAGACAGCAAGCUACUUGCAACAAGCCGCGCAGGAGUGGAAACAAAAAGAAAUCCUCGCUAUUUAGCUAAUAAGAGACAGCUCAAGACGUCUCCGCUCGUUGCUGUUUCGCUAAUGCUGUCAUGUGAUUGCCCUUGGCUUUUCUUUCUUCGUUUUUUUAAGCAGCCAAAGGCAGGGCUGAUAAUCAACCGCCGUUGCUUCUGCUCUUUUUACUCGAUCGGCUGAUUCUUUCUUUUUCAGUGUACAGCUAAAUCAUUUGCUAGCACAUAUCAGCGGGAGGGACUCUCAACACACGGGCAGCGGGGGUCAGAAGGAAGACGCGGAGGACCUGGGUUUUACAACAGCAAUGCCGUUGCACUUUUAGUACUGGAGGAUUUAAAACACACACGGUUCCCAAGUAACUGUGACCACAGUGGGAUUCUGAAGGGGCAAACUGGAAGCAAGAACAGAGAUCAAAUCAAAAGCAAAUCCUCUUGGCAGAAGGGAUCUGUGCCGCAGCAGCGCAGUGUAUGCUGCCCCUUACUUUUUGAGGGUCUUUGGUGAGCCGAUAGCAUUGGGAGAGAAAAAUGCUCAAUAAACGAAGAGCGUCGGUGGAGGCUGGGCCCUUUAUCCAUGCUCAGAGCAGGACUACCUUUUUAAUUCUAGGGCUGCUGGCAGCCAUUGUCCAUGGCAACUGGCCCAACGGGCAGGUGGAGGUAGUAAGAGACUUGGGGAGCCAGUUGGAGGCUUCCAUGCAGUCGUCUUUGCUAACAGAAUUGCAGGAGACGGCCUCCGUAGGGGUGGUACCGCCAGCCGGCAUCCCUGACUCCUCUGCUGUGGUGGGACGAGUCUUUCAGAUGAAGGUUCCUGUGGAAACAUCUGACACAACGAGCAGUAUAAUCAAGAUCACCGAAGUUGGGAAGGAGAGCUUGCCCUCUUGGCUAUACUGGGAUUCUCAGAGCCACACUUUACAGGGCCUUCCUCUGGAACUGGACAAAGGUAUCCAUUAUAUUGCAGCCUCUCUGCUGGAGCUUGUAGCGAACGGAAGCCACGUUCCUCGGACGACCGAUGUCUUCUCAAUCGAGGUCCACCCUGAAGAACAUGCAGACACCGAUCCCAUGCAGAUUGCUGUCCAAUCUGUCAAUGAGGCUCAGCCUUUCAUCUGUGGAACUGAGGAGCCAGUGACCAUAUUGACCGUGAUCCUGGAUGCAGACUUGACCAAAAUGACAUCUAAGCAACGGGUAGAGCUACUGGACAGAAUGAAGAAGUUCUCAGAGGUCAGGCUUCAUCACAUGAAGCUUCUGCCUGUUGUCAACAACAGAUUAUUUGACAUGUCUGCCUUCAUGGCAGGCCCUGGCAAUGCAAAAAAGGUGGUUGAAAAUGGGGCCUUAUUAUCCUGGAAACUGGGUUGUGCCCUGGACCAGAGUAACGUCCCAGACAUAAGUAGUGUUGAAGUACCAGCUAAAGGUGGCACCAUGUCAGCACAGCUGGGAUAUCCUGUUGUCGGUUGGCAUAUUGCCAACAAGAAACCCCACGUGCCCAAAAGGGUCCGGCGACAACUUUACGCAACACCCACACCAGUAAUUGGGGUGCUUCCCCCAACUGCUGCCCCCCAGGAACCCCCAACCCGCAUAGUGCCAACCCCCACUUCUCCAUCAAUUGCUCCCAGUACUGAAAGUAUUGCCCCUCCAAUCAGGGGACCUGUCCCACUUCCAGGAAAGCCAACUGUUACCAUCAGAACUAGAGACCCUAUUGCCCACACUCCAACCUUGAUCCCAGUACAGCCCACUAGGGUAAUGGAUACAACCAGUACAGUACCCAUCCAGCCUACAGUGACCAGACCUGGUUAUGUAGAACCAACAGCUGUGGUCACUCCACCAUCUGCAACCACCAAGAAACCCAGGAUAACUCCUGGAAGACCAAGAACCACCCCCGCAACCACCACAUCUACUGCUACAAAGAAACCCAGGAAGGGCAAGACCCCUCGUCCACCAGCCACUACCAGAACUCCAAGCACAAGGAUGGACACCACAACCCCAACCACGCCCAGACGUACUACGCCUUCUGCUGUCCACCCUGGAGCACGCAACAUACCGCCAGAGCUGAGGAACCAUAUUGACCGAGUAGAUGCUUGGGUUGGCACCUACUUUGAAGUGAAAAUCCCCUCUGAUACCUUCUUUGAUGUGCAGGAUGGCACCACUGACAAGUUGAGACUAACCCUGAAACUGAAGCAGCAGGAGGUGGUGGGGGAGGGUUCCUGGGUCCAGUUCAAUACGACCAGCCAGCUCUUGUACGGUAUGCCUGACUUGUCUCACGUGGGAGAGCAUGAAUAUUUUAUGCAUGCCACAGACAAGGGUGGUCUGAGUGCCGUUGAUGCAUUUGAGAUCCAUGUACGGCGCCAACCCCACAACUACAAGCCGCCUGUCCGCUUCACCGCUCGUUUCAGUGGUGAUCCACGAACCGUGGUCAACGAUGUUCACAAAAAGAUUCAGCUGGUCAAGAAACUGGCUUAUGCUUUUGGAGACCGCAACAGCAGCACAGUCACCCUGCAGAACAUCACCAGGGGUUCAAUUGUAGUGGAAUGGACCAACAAUAGCUUGCCUCAAGACCCCUGCCCCAAGGAACAGAUCCAGGCCCUGAGCAAGAGGAUUGCAGAUGGCCAAGGUAAGCCAAGCCAUCUUUUCAACAGCGCAAUGGAACCAGAGUUUCAGCCCAUCAACAUUACUGUUACAGGCACAGGCAGUUGCAAGAAUUAUAUGUUUGUACCAGCUGGUACAACUCCUCCAAUGCCAGGGCCCACAGUUCCUCUCCAACCAAGAGACACUGGACGCCAGAGCACAGAUGAUGUCUAUCUUCACACUGUCAUCCCAGCUGUUGUGGUGGCGGCUAUCCUCCUUAUUGCGGGCAUCAUCGCAAUGAUCUGUUACCGUAAGAAGCGCAAGGGCAAACUGACCAUUGAGGACCAGGCCACCUUCAUCAAGAAGGGGGUGCCCAUUAUCUUUGCUGAUGAGCUAGAUGACUCCAAGCCUCCUCCGUCCUCCAGCAUGCCCCUCAUCCUGCAGGAGGAGAAGCCCCCACUGCCCCCUCCAGAGUACCCCAACAUGGCGAGCCCAGAAACAACCCCUCUAAACCAGGACCUCUUGGGAGAGUAUACCCCGUUACGGGACGAGGAUCCCAACGCACCCCCCUAUCAGCCUCCCCCGCCCUUCACUGUUCCCAUGGAAGGGAAAGGCUCUCGUCCAAAGAACAUGACCCCCUACAGAUCACCCCCUCCCUACGUGCCGCCUUAACAUCUAAAGGAACCUCCAAGAGUGGAGGGCGGGACUGUGUAGUUCCACGCCAGUGUUGUCUGUUUGGAAAGUGGGGGGGGGUUUGAUGUAAAGUGCGGGGAAGAUAAAAGGGAAGGUGGCAGCCCGCAAAUACGGUUGCCAAACUGAACUUUAGUCUCUGCAAUGAAACACCGCAUCGAAGGAGAUUCACCCACCCCAGCGCUUUGUUUUUUGUUUUUGUUUUUUUGAACUUGAUAUUGAACUUUCUGCCUAACAGCACUAUCGUCCUUUUUUAUCUUAUGACUUAUUUUCAAGUAAUACAAAAAAAAGAAUAAAAACCAAACACGGCAGACUCCAAAGGUUUGUUAGGGAGGGGGGGGGGGGGUAAAAAAAAAAAAAAGAAAAGAGCAGAAUAUAAACUAACACAACCUUGGGGGGGACUUGAACAAACCUGCAGACAGCACUGGGGCUGGCGUUUUUGAUUCAAUAAGAUAUGCCUUUAACACUAAUUGUACUGUUUUUAUCCUUUAUUCACAUGUUUAGCAAAAAGAAGCAUAACAAGAGGUAGCCUAAAAGAAAAUUAAAGGAAGACAAGUUUGUUUGUUUGUUUUUUUUUUUUUUUUUAUUUAGUCCACAGUAUAUCUAAACUUGUUUUGCUAGACAUGCGUACUGUCGCACCAAAAUAGCCUGCAGGAACUUUUAACAAAUCCUAGAUUAAAAACUUAAAUCUUUACCAAGAAUUGAUUUAGACUAUAUACAAACCGGAUGGAUCACUAAAACAGGAAGCUUGAUUUAUUGUCUGUAGAAGAGAAGCCAAUUUGAGGUUGAAAGGGUGAACUCAUUUGUGUAUUGUAUUUGAAUGAAGCAGUUUAGAGGUUCUGUAAGUAUGAGAAUUUUAAACUUUUUUAAAACGAAUAAACAAUAACAAGGAAGAGGCUGAUAGACUUGCAGGCACUCGUUCUGUGGAAAUUAUAUUUUCUGAUAUUCCACUGAGAUUUUGGUAGAAAGGAUUGCCUACAAAUAUAAAAUUGAAAAGUCUUCUAUACUCAUUGACAUGGACCAUUUCUCAAUAACUGCAGUUGUGUGAUUGGGGGGGGGGGGGGGUUCUAACCAUACCUAUUUGUAUUUCAAUUGGCACCGUGGUGUUAGCAAUCUUCAAUUUUUAGUGGGAGUGGGGAGAAAAGUCCUGCAGUUUAUUUUGGUGCGAUUUAUUUGUAGGUACAUGUAGUGAUGCUCUUUUUCUCACAUUUAAAAAUCAGUGCAGUAGUAAUAUAAAUAAAAAUUCUGAUGUCUACAAUCCACAGCUCUGAAAUCAUAAUGGUUCAAGGCAGAUGAUGAAACAACGGAUGGAGCAAAAUGGUUGUCUCAGCAGAUUAAAUCAUCAAAAUAAAUUUCAGUCUAAUUUUUUUACUAAAUUGAUACAGCCUCAAAUUGUUUUAUUAUGUAUGUAAAACAGCGUACAGUAAUUUGUAAAAGCUGAGCUUCAUAGAAAAUGGAUUCAGAUUUAUUUUUUUUUCCUCAUAGGUCACCUUUUUCAAUUUUAGAGAAUUUUACUUUUUAACUGCCUUUUAAAAGACAUGUAUUCUUAAUGCAUAUAAAUAUAUAUAAUUAUAUCACUGUUUUAUUAUGUUCUCACAUUUUGGGCUUCAUCCUUCACCCAGCUGUCAUGUGGUCUAUCAUGUCAAGCAUGUUUUUUUUUAAUUUGUUCAAUGUGUUCUGGAGGAAAACAAAAUUACUGUAAAAAAAUGUGUUUAAAUCUGGGGAGUAACCCUUUGCAAUAAUGUUCAGUGCUGUGCAGUUCUGAAUGGGCGUGCUCACAAAGCAAUACUAGACAGUGCUUCAUGCUGAGAACGUAUGUGUGGGUGCUCUAGCAAGGCCUUUGGACUGGUGAAUCUUUACUGUCUAUGAAAGAUUCAAUAACUUUCCUAGCAAUUGAACUGGUUUACGUGGUGACAGGUCAGUGUUCUUUUUGCCCUUUGGUAAAAAUUAUAUAUUUGUUUUUGCAUUUCUCCUAGCUGCUUUGACUGGGAAGUGCACGCACCAGACUUUUUUUUCUGUUUUUUAUCCACUCCAUAUUAUGAGCUUCAUUGUACUAGAAAAAAAGAGAGAUAAUGUGUAUUAUCCCCCCCCCCCCCCCCCCCCCCAUUAUUUUUACUCGUACAUUUGUACACAAACAUUUGACAUAUCUAAGCAUUAUGCUUAUCUUGGAGGAUUGGCAAAUGUGUUUUUUUUUUUUUUUUGUUUUGUUUUUAAUUCCUCCAUAUUUCUAGUCUGAACUGUAGAUCUGGCAAUUACACCACCUCCAAAACAUACAGCUGUGUUUGGCUGAGCCAUUUAAUCUAGUCCUCUGGUUUCCUAGACAUUUCUUUUGGAUUUGUUUUCCUCCCAAGAAGAAAUUACAUACUGCCAGCAGUUAUAGAUGUGUGUGUGUGUGUGUGUAUAUAUUGCAUUUCUCUGAGAGAAACCAGUGUUGGUGCUAAUUUCUAUUUGUACCAAUUGUUUUGCUGGUCUGUUAAUUUUUGCCUAUAAAGGAAAUAAUAAUUGCUGUGUGUUUUGUUUGUUUCUUUUGCCAAUAUUAAAUGUAAAGUGUUUGGCUUGUGUCCAGACAUCCCAUUAGCCUUCUGUCCUCUGCUCUGCUGUCAUUUUAGUGGUGGCCAUCUUUAAGUCUGUGUUGGUGGCAGAGCAUAUUGGUUCUUUUUAAAUCGGUCCUUGUAAAAUGAAUAGGGGGAGCUUUUAUAUUGGACAUAUUUUGAAAAAUAAAAUAAUAAAUCAUU